AUGACAGCAAGCGCUGGAACCCCCCCCCCCCUCGACCGUCACAGCCUCUUUUUCAUUGCCGACCGGUCCACGGGUGUGCGGUUCCUUGUGGAUACAGGAGCUGCUGUGAGCGUUCUUCCAGCUACUCCGGCCUACCGGCCUCCAGCCUACUUUUGCGCGCCACUUACCGUCACAACGGAUCGCGGUGGGCAGUUUUGCAGCUCUCUUUUCACCAACCUGUUGCGUUCCCUUGGUACCAUUCAUCACACAACAACGGCCUACCACCUUUCUUCCCACGGCAUGGUGGAAAGAUUCCAUCGCACGCUGAAAUCAGCACUCAUGGCCACUGACACCCCUCCUCUGUGGUUUGAACGGUUACCCCUUGUCCUCCUCGGCAUCCGCACUGCUUUUAAGGAGGAUAUGGGCUGCUCCCCGGCAGAGAUGGUAUACGGAACACCGCUACGUCUGCCCAGUGAGCUGGUCGCAUCCCCGUCACACUCUUCAGGCCUCGUUCCUCAGCUCUUCGUCGACCGCCUGAGACACGCUAUGCGGGCCUUGCGCCCUUCACCGCCACGAUGUCCCUCCGCACGGCCAGAGUAUUCGCCACCCGGCCUUGGCACCUGA
Ornithodoros turicata is the source of this 603-nucleotide messenger RNA. RefSeq lists its product as uncharacterized. The transcript has a single exon. The record is from RefSeq and is a predicted model, not a curated record. Gene Ontology annotation, biological process: DNA integration; proteolysis. Gene Ontology annotation, molecular function: nucleic acid binding; aspartic-type endopeptidase activity. The coding region runs from base 1 to 603 and encodes 200 amino acids. Lineage: Eukaryota; Metazoa; Arthropoda; Arachnida; Ixodida; Argasidae.